GAACGUUUCAAGGCCACCCCAUUGGAGGAGGAGAUAUGAGAUGAACUGUUAACAGGAAGAGCAGUGAAAGGCCCCUUCAAGAUGAGUUUCCCUGAGGAGCCACCAGGGGGAGCUAGUGAGUCAGCCUGGGGAGAAGAGAACGUGGGGAAGGACUUCCUUAGGAAGCAGUCAGGGGGCGCUAAUGAGCAGCAGAGGCUUUUGCCUGCUGGGGGGAGCGACCAGAAGAUUACUGCCAACCCCAAACUGAGGGGAGACCUGCCAGAUGAACCAGAGGAACUUGACAGGUCAGAAAUGCCAACUUCUCCUGUGGCCAGUGUGAUGUCCAUGAAGAGUGACUGGUCAGUGGCAGCUCCAUGGAAAUUCCAUGGAAAAGGACAAGAGAAGGCCACUAAGGUGUCAGCUGUGCAGGUGCUGUGUGAUGUUUGCCCAAGUCCAGCGGUGAAGAGCUGCCUGACCUGCAUGGACUCCUACUGUAUGAGCUGCAUCAGACCGCACUACUGUGAUCCAGACCUGCAGAGACACCAGCUGCAGGACCUCCAGCUACACGGGCAUGAUGCCACUGGGCAGGUGGGCACAGAUAGAGACCAGGAUCCCCAAGGAACACACCACAAGCCAUCCAUCAACAAAGAAUAUGUUCCUCCACCUGGACAGAUCCGGUUCCCCUCAGUGACACCAGACUCAGUUACUGUCAGCUGGCCACCACCAGAGGGCGCUGGACCCCACAGCUACAGGGUGACCUGGAGACGAGCCCAGAAAGAGCGCAGUGCCACAGUGGAAGGUCUGAAGAUGGAGGUGACAGGGCUUCUUCCAGGACAGAAGUACCACUUCACUGUGGCCACCCUCACAGAAGAUGGCCGCCAGAGCACAUGUGUGGAGAGAUUUGUCUACACAAAUCUAAGAGAGCGUCCAGAUGAACUCCGAAUAGUGCUGCUGGGGAAGACUGGAGUUGGGAAGAGCUCGACAGGAAACACCAUCUUAGGGAGAGAAGUGUUCGAGGCUGAACCAUCUGCUGAAUCAAUUACUAGCACGUGUCAGAGAGAGGUAGCUGAAGUCAAUGGGAGGCAGAUUAGAGUGAUUGACACUCCAGGGUUGUUUGAUACUGAGCUUAGUAAUGAGGAGAUCCAGAGAGAAAUCUCUAACUGCAUUUCGCUGGUACUACCGGGCCCACAUGCAUUCCUCCUGGUGAUACCACUGGGACGUUUUACUUUAGAGGGCAGAGAGACAGUAACGUUCAUUCGAAACACUUUUGGUGAAAACUCCAUCAAGUAUGCUAUAGUGCUCUUCACAAGAGGAGAUGAUCUGAGGAACAAGUCCAUUGAACAGUUCCUGGGACAAUCUAGAUUUCCUAUUAGGAACCUCAUUCAACAAUGUGGUAACAGAUACCACGUGUUUAACAACAACACCAGCGACCGUACUCAGGUUUCUGCUCUCCUGGAUAAAAUCAACAAAAUGGUGGCAGCCAAUGGAGGGGGCUAUUACACUAGUUGGAUGUUCCAGCAGCAGAACGAAAUGGAGAGGAAGAUGAAGGAGAGAGAGAAGGAACUGAUGAGAGAAAUGGAGGACAUGAGAAUGGAGAAGGAAGCUCUUCAGGCCAAAUAUGAAGCACAACUGGAGAGAAUGAAGAAGAAAAUGGAACAAGAGAGAAAGAAUGCAGAUGAAGAGAAAAGAAGAAGAGAAAAAGAAUUCAGGGAAAGAGAGCAGAAGGAAAUAAGAAAAUAGACAUGAAGAAGAAAGAAGAGGAGGGGAAUGUGGAGCACAUUUGGAAAGAUCAUUAUGAGAGACUUAACCCAAUAGAAUCCUUAGAACCCAACUGAUGCAGUAUGUCAAUAAACACUCCCAUACUUCUCUGUUACAUUGCUCUGCAAAUAUUAGUUGCAACAAGAUGAGACCUAUAUUGCUUGAUGGAGCAGAAGUGGGGCUUUCCAACGAGAUUACUCACUUGUCUCUACGAUCAAAUAUGCUACGUUUAGCGCACCCAUUACUCUCAUUUGAAUUACUCAUGAACCCGUAAUUGGAUAGAUAUGCCACGCAUGUAAGAUGACAGAGGAGAUACAGGGCUAUCAAUUGAUACCAAGUGCAUCCUUCUGGGUUAUACAACAGACAAAGUGAUAGAAGAAUAGUAACUUCAUUUAGCUCGACUUACCCCACGCUUUCGUGUGCCACGUUUAUAAUCCGGUUUUGAAAACGUAGCAAAUUUCUGCAUGGUAUCCCUCAAGACUCAUAUUGCAUCCCAAUUUGUUUGACAAAGAAACACCUUUUUGCCUUUUUCAUUGCAGUGCAACAUCAUGAGUGCACACACAGGCUAACGCGCAAACUUGGGUCAAGUCAGGUCAGAUCAGUUUGUGUCACAAACAUGGAUCACAGAAAGGUCUUUUUUUCCUUUUGAAAGUAUUUUUUUGGGGCUUUUUAUGCCUUUAAUGUCAGGACAGUAGAGGACGACAGCAGCGAGUGGGAAAGACAGUCAGCGUGGGAUCCAGAAAGGACCAGGAGUCGAACCCAUGUCGCCGGCGUAUGGUACAGGUGUACACAGCAAGUAUUUCUGUAAAUUGCUCACCCCCAAGAUCCCCCUCCACCAUGAUUCUUAUAUUGCCAGAAAAAAAACAAUAUCUAGCAUGUGUGAAUGGCGCUUACAAUGACCAGGAUAAAUGUUUUUCAGUAAAGGUAGUGAGAACGCCCUUAAAAUAGUCUAGGGCUGACGGGGUCAAUAAACACAUGGAGAGAAUACAGCAGAAGAAAGAACAACUUGCGAGAAAAAAAAAGUCAAGUUUAAAACAUGGAGAGAAUUGAGAAAGCAGCUGAGCAGGAGAGACAACAAAAAGGAAUAUUAAAACAGAGAUUGUGAGAAUUGAACAAGAAAGACAAGCUGAAAAAGAGAGAAGAGGAAUUCAAAAACAGAACUACAGCUCCAAACAGAAAUUGAGC
Molecule: messenger RNA, 2922 nt
Organism: Sardina pilchardus (European sardine)
Lineage: Eukaryota; Metazoa; Chordata; Actinopteri; Clupeiformes; Clupeidae
Exons: 7
Coding region: 82-1719 (545 amino acids)
Molecular function (GO): protein binding; GTP binding
Source: RefSeq, a predicted model, not a curated record